GCUAUAACUGUACUAUACGAUGGUACAGGGAGAGAAUUGCGUUUCUAUUGGUUGGUGACUUCAGGAGAACUUCCUUGUUUUACUUCCUUGUGAAAUCCCUUGCUGAUGAGAUUUGCCUUUUGCCAGCUGCCCCGUUGCUGGGUUUCUUAGGCAAUGCUGACAGACGCUUUCACUCCAGUUGUUACGAACUGUGUUAACUUCCAGCUUUACAUCUGAGCUGAAGCUACUUCUUUAUCUCAAUGGGAUCACAGGAGUCAGGCAGAGAAAUCAAAAGGAAAACUACAUAUGGUGCCACCAGUUCAUCAGAAAGAAAUCACCAUGAGGAAGAUCAAGAUCAAACCUAUUUGGAUGAGAAGAUUGCCAUCCCAGAUGUGGCAGGACAUGGUUUCAGUUUUAGGAAGCUAUGGGCCUUCACUGGGCCUGGCUUCCUCAUGAGCAUUGCCUAUCUGGACCCAGGAAAUAUUGAGUCAGAUCUACAGUGUGGAGCUGUUGCUGGCUUCCAGCUCCUUUGGGUCUUGCUCUGGGCCACAAUCCUGGGGCUGCUCUGCCAACGACUGGCCAUCCGGCUUGGGGUAGUGACAGGCAAGGACCUGGGAGAGAUAUGCCAUUACUACUACCCCAAGGUGCCACGUGUGCUGCUCUGGAUCAUGAUAGAAAUUGCCAUCAUUGGCUCUGAUAUGCAGGAAGUGAUUGGGACAGCAAUUGCUUUCAAUCUUCUCUCAGCUGGACGUAUUCCUUUGUGGGGUGGAGUCUUGAUCACAAUUGUGGACACUUUCUUCUUUCUCUUCUUGGAUAAAUAUGGUCUCAGGAAACUGGAGGCCUUUUUCGGUCUCCUCAUCACAAUCAUGGCAGUGACAUUCGGCUAUGAGUAUGUGGUGGUGAGUCCCAACCAGAAAGAGGUGGUAAAAGGGAUGUUCCUGCCCUACUGCAAGGGCUGUGGGCAUGAGGAGCUUCUUCAGGCUGUGGGUAUUGUUGGAGCCAUCAUCAUGCCCCAUAACAUCUAUUUGCACUCCUCCCUUGUCAAGACCAGAGACGUGGAUCGUACCGACAAGAAGGCAGUAAAAGAGGCCAACAAGUACUUCCUUAUUGAAUCUACCAUUGCACUCUUUGUCUCCUUCCUCAUAAAUCUCUUCGUCAUGGCAGUCUUUGGACAGGCCUUCUUUCACAAACAGAACAAGGAUGUGCAUGAUGUCUGUGCCAACCAAAGCAUGUUCUCCAACCACAGUAUUUUCCCAAAUUUUCCUGAUGACAACAAUACAGUCUCGGUGGACAUUUUCCAAGGGGGAAUCAUCUUGGGCUGUUACUUUGGGCCCAUUGCACUCUACAUUUGGGCUGUUGGAAUCCUUGCAGCUGGUCAAAGUUCAACCAUGACUGGGACAUAUGCUGGACAGUUUGUUAUGGAGGGUUUCCUGAAGCUACGCUGGUCCCGCUUUGCCCGGGUGGUCUUCACUCGUUCUUUAGCCAUCCUUCCCACUGUCUUCCUUGCUGCUUUCAAGAAUGUGGAAGCUCUGACAGGCCUCAAUGACCUUCUCAAUGUAUUGCAGAGUAUCUUGUUACCUUUUGCAGUCAUACCUGUUCUCACUUUCACCAGCAUGCGGCCUCUCAUGCAAGACUUUGUCAAUGGGAUCAUUGGGAAGUUGAUAAUGAUCCUCAUCACUGGACUGGUCUGCGCAAUCAACAUCUACUUCGUGGUGACAACUGUUAUGGGCCUGGGCCAUUUAGUGUACUACAUUGUCAUAUCAUUUGUCCUGGUUGCAUAUGCAGCCUUCGUCUGCUACCUGAUUUGGACAUGCCUUAUCUCCCAUGGAGCUGCUUAUCUGGCACGGGGACCCCAUACUCGGUUUGGUUAUGGACUACAAGACUAGAGCACCACUCAGAGCUGUACCUUGGAAGCUGAUAAAUUGCCACACUCCAUCCUUAUUAUGACAAGAAGCAUCUGACCCUUUGGUUUUGCAAAGAGGUAGAGGUGCUAGAACAUUGAUUUUGACUGGCAAGGAUGUCGUCAAGUGGCAAAAUGUAUGUUUUAUGUCCAGAAAGUUCUCAGUGUCCUUUGAAGAAUCUUGAGACACCGAAAAGCUGUGGCCAGUUAAGCUAGAGGACCUGACAGCAUAUUGUUCUAAUAGGAAAGAAUAUCUUCAGUGGAACAAACUGAAGAUAAUGACUAAAGAAUGACUAAGCAACUGUUCCAAAUGACCCACACAUCCUCUUCUAGGCAAAACAAAGUGGUUUACAUAGUUUUCUGUUAAGGCAUCAUUUCAAAAUUCAAGGAAACUAUUAUGGACAUGAUCGCAGAUACACAUGCACACAUACACAAAUGGCACCUUUGGUGUGAUCUGACAAGCCAUAAAAAAACAAGUCACUUUCCCAAGAAAUAGAGCACUGAGCUUUGCUAAGCCACAUCUGUAACACUAUUCAAAUGCCCAUUUCUCAAACAAAAAACUGGAAAUAUUGAGAGAAAAUCACAAUGCCCCAUACAAAUGCAACUAGACAAUCCCCCCAUGAAGGGAUGUAAUUAUGGAGGGUAGGUAUGAAGGCAUUACCCUCCAAUAAAAAAAAUCUGUCCCCAUGAAUUUUUCCAGUGAGUCAACAGUGGGAUGAUUUCCUUGGGAGGUGAUGGACUCUCAAUCUUCAGCUGCAUUGACCUUGAGAUUGAAGGACUGUCUCUCAGUGUGUUUUUGCUGUGGAUUCCUGCAUGACAAGGGGUUCAAUUGGAUGACCAUUGUGGUCCCUUCCAACUCUACAAUUUGACUUGUGACUGGAGACAUUGAGGUUCUCCAGAUGUUGGUGAACUACUUCUCUUUGUGUUCCUCAACACUGGCCAGUCUGGCAAAUGGGAAUCCAACAUUAUGUAGGCUACCUAUUCUAGCCACUCUCCCUCAACAAAUGUACACUAUAUAAGUGACAUAACUUGCCAUUGGGAAGGAAACACAAACUUUCAAAUCUGUUCUUUUAGCAUGUACAGUUUUUUUUCCAUGUCAGGAACAACUUGAGAAACUGCAAGUUGCUUCUGGUGUGAGAAAAUUGGCUGUCUGCAAGGAUGUUGCCCAGGGGGUGGCUGGAUGUUUUACCAUCCUUGUGGGAGGCUUCUCUCAUGUCCUUGCAAUGGGGAGCUAGAUCUGACAGAGGGAGUUCAACCAGCUCUUCCUGGAUUCGAACCACUGACCUGCCGGUCAGCAGUCCUGCUGCCCAAGGAAUUACCCCAUUGCACCACUGUCGAACUGGACAGGUCGUAGGUUCGAAUCCGGGGAGAGGCGAGCUCCCUCUAUCAGCUCCAUAUGGGGACAUGAGAGAAGCCUCCCACAAGGAUGAUAAAAACAUUAAAUCAUCCGGGCGUCCCCUGGGCAACGUCCUUGCAGAUGGCCAAUUCUCUCAUACCAGAAGCGACUUGCAGUUUCUCAAGUCGCUCCUGACACGAUAAAAAAAACCCCACUAGAAGCUCAUGUACAGUUUAUAUGGUUUGGCAUGUAUUAACUUGUGUUUAAUGACCAUACAACCAUGGACCUCCAGAUGUUCUUGACAUCUAUUUCCAGCAGCAAUAACUAGUAUAGCUAAUGUUGCAGUCCAAUAAUAUCUAAAUGCUUAAUUGCUUACUUAUGACAUUAGUCUUUGCCUGUAAGGAAAGUAGAGUUUGAUAUUUGAAAAGAAGAGGAAAUUUGACAGAGUUCAAUAUGAAAUGGCUUGCACUGACUGAAAUUCUCUGU
Molecule: messenger RNA, 3701 nt
Organism: Anolis sagrei ordinatus
Lineage: Eukaryota; Metazoa; Chordata; Lepidosauria; Squamata; Anolidae
Gene: SLC11A1
Product: solute carrier family 11 member 1
Biological process (GO): metal ion transport; intracellular iron ion homeostasis; response to lipopolysaccharide
Cellular component (GO): plasma membrane; phagocytic vesicle membrane
Molecular function (GO): manganese ion transmembrane transporter activity; cadmium ion transmembrane transporter activity; iron ion transmembrane transporter activity
Source: RefSeq, a predicted model, not a curated record